This is a messenger RNA of Herpailurus yagouaroundi (jaguarundi), 1474 nucleotides long. It is a transcript of the gene ASB9, whose product is annotated as ankyrin repeat and SOCS box containing 9. The record is from RefSeq and is a predicted model, not a curated record. Lineage: Eukaryota; Metazoa; Chordata; Mammalia; Carnivora; Felidae. Gene Ontology annotation, molecular function: protein binding. Gene Ontology annotation, biological process: protein ubiquitination; intracellular signal transduction; positive regulation of protein catabolic process. The transcript has 7 exons. Bases 597 to 1364 code for a protein of 255 amino acids.
GCAAUUGGGAGCCAUCGAUGGUUCUGGAGUGGAGAUCUGGCAAUAAUGAAAACCGUAAGUAAAUGAAUCUGGCAGCCGCAGCCAGGAUGGAUUGUGGGGUCAUGGGAAAUUGUUGGGCUAAUCCACUGGUUCUCCAACUCUCAUGCAUAUGGAGAGCCACGGGGGAGCCUGCCGCACCGGUGAGUGAGGGAAGCAGGGAGGGGGGUCAGGGGUUGUCAUUCCACAGGAACUAAAAGGAAGACAAGUUUCCGAAGAAGCAGAAGUCACAAGGUAGUGGCAGGACACCUCUGCUCUCCCACCUCCUCCUCUGCGUCUGACUGGCAAAGUAAUACUCGCCUUCCACACGCAGCCCCGCUGCCGCCACCAUGCAGCCCUCUAGGGCUUUCUCCCAGGUGGAACCUCUCUCUCCCCUGCUUGACGUGAGGCCUGCCGCCGGGCCACCACCUCCAUUCUAGCCCAGUCGCCUCUGUUUAUGCUUCUGAAGUCUUGACCGUGGCGAAGUGUGGAAUGUGAAGCACCCGGAAUGCUGUUUCCAAACGGCCACGUGGAGAAGCUCCGAGAAGUUCGGCUCAGAUAUUGUGUCUGAUUGGUCUCCUAUGCAUGAAGCUGCUAUCCAAGGACGUCUGUUGUCUCUGAGAAGCCUCAUCAACCAGGGGUGGCCUGUGAACCUCAUCACAGCAGAUGGUGUGUCCCCACUCCAUGAAGCCUGCCUUGGAGGUCACGUCUCUUGUGCAAACAUUUUAUUAAAGCAUGGAGCUCAGGUGAAUUGUGUCACCACCAACUGGCACACUCCUUUGUUCAAUACCUGUAUCAGCGGCAGCCUGGACUGCAUGACUCUGCUUCUACGUCACGGUGCCAGCCCCCACCCGGUGAGCGACCUGGCAUCUCCCAUCCAUGAAGCUGCUAAGAGAGGCCACGUGGACUGCGUCGAGAUCCUGGCAGCUCACGGAGGCAACCUCAACCUCAACAUCAGCCACCUGGGCACCCCUCUGUAUGUGGCGUGCAGGAAACAGCAGGUGGCCUGUGUCAGGAAGCUUCUGGAGUCAGGAGCAAGUGUGAACGAAGGCCGAGGUCUGGACUCCCCUCUUCACGCAGCGGCCAGGGCAUCCAAUGGGGAGCUGGCCAUCCUGCUCAUGGAUUUUGGAGCGAACCCCCAGGCCAGGAACGCUGAUGGCAAAUGUCCCUUGGAGUUGGUGCCUCCAGAGAGCCCUCUGACUCAGAUCUUCUUGGAGCAUGAAGGGCCUCCUUCUCUGCUGCAGCUGUGCCGCCUUCAAAUCCGGAAGUGCUUCGGAAUCCAGCAGCAUCAUAAGAUCAACGAGCUCUUUCUCCCAGAGGAGCUGAAGCGUUUUCUCCUACACAUGUAAAUGAGAUAUCUCAAAAUCUCUGGGGGAUAUCACAGGCCGCACACGAAUGUGGUUGAAUGUUGUGGCCACCGGCAUUGUGAAAUAAAUCCAGGUUUAUGAAGCUUGGCUAA